AAAUCGCAAAGAUCUCAGCUAAAACUUUUGCAUCAUUGAAAUAGUCAAUCAACGUGUAUUUCUAAGCUUUGUUGGAUCGAUUCAGUAAGGAGGAUAAGGAUUAGAAGAUGACAUUUGGAAAAGUACCAAUAGUUAAAAGAUUAAACGUACACUUUUUGGUUGUAAAUAUAAUCAUGUUCUAUGUCUGUACGUUAGGAGCGGAUUGUGGUCCCUCAUACUUUGGUUUGAAUUAAUGAAUUUCUCUAUUUCAAAAAAAAAGUUAAGAUAAAAUCAAUCCAAUUAAUUAUAAUAAGUUUAAGAAUAUAAUAAAAAUAAUAUAUAAGACAUUUGAACAAACCUUUAUUUUAAUGAACUACUUGUGAAUUAAUUAAUUUGACUAACUUGCAUUGAUUGAUAUAAAAUACAUUCUCUAAGGAUAGGCCUAUGCUUUCCCUUACCAUUUGAGCCAGAAACUCUUAAAAAUUUUGACAAUAGUUAUCUGGUGUCCACUUUCCAAUCUUCUUCAAUGGCAACUGUGAUCAGCCGUGUUCAAGUGGCACCGGCAGGUAACGCCACUGAGAUGUCACUCCCCCUAACCUUAUUUGACAUGCCAUGGCUGUUUCUCUACCGGAUCAUGCGACGCCUGCUGUUCUACAGGCUUCCCAUUUCCAGGGAUACUUUCAUUGAGACCAUAUGCCCAAAACUAGUAAGCUCCCUCUCCCUAACCCUCACAUACUUUCUUCCCCUGGCCGGCAACUUGGUUUCUCCUUCAGAUUCUUGCACCAAGCCUGAGCUACGUUACAUGCCUGGGGACUCUGUUUCUAUCACCUUCGCAGAGUCUGGUGAUGACUUCAAUUCACUUAUAGGUAAUCAUCCGCGUGAUGUGAAUGACUUUUACCCUUUUGUACCUAGAUUAACAGAAGAAAAACAUAUAGGGGGUGCACAGAUAGUAGUCCCCGUCUUAGCUGUUCAAGUGACACUUUUUCCAGGCUUUGGCUUAUGUAUUGGCACUACUCAUCACCAUGUUGCUGGGGAUGGAAACACGAUGAUGAGCUUUGCUAGGGCGUGGGCUAUGAUCAGCAAACUAGGUGGAGAUUUAGAAUUCAUAGCAGAGAGAUCUGCCCAAUUUUAUGACCGAUCAAUAGUCAACGACCCCUAUGGGGUAAGGGAUCUAAUGUUUGAAGAAAUGAAGAAAGUUGCUAAGGUUGAACUAUCUGAAGCUGAAAUUUCACCCCCUCGAAUCAAUAAGGUUCGGGCUACGUAUAUCAUGCGGUGGAGAGACAUUGAAAAGCUCAAGAAUUUAGUAGCAGCCAGACAAAGAGCAAGAGAAGUUCAUAUAUCAGCCUUCACCGUAACAUGUGCUUAUGUAUGGACUAGCUUGGUGAAAGCAAGGGUGGCGAUAGGGGAGCAAUCGGAAGAUAACAAAAUGGAAUAUUUCAGUUGUGUAGCCGAUUGUAGGAGUCGCUUGAACCCACCGCUUCCAGCUAGUUACUUUGGAAAUUGUUUAGUACGCUGCUUUGUGAAAUCAAAGCAUGGAAUAUUAGUUGGAAGUGAAGGUUUUUUAACUGCUGCUGAAUUGAUCGGAGAAACAAUUCAGGAAAGAGUAACUGAUCAGGAGUGGAUUUUGAAUAGGGAAGUCUGGUUAUCAGAGCUUAAAAUAUCAGACCCACAGCGGGUAGUUGCAGUUGCUGGAUAUCCAAGGCUAGAUAUAUAUGCUGCAGAUUUCGGGUGGGGAAAGCCGGAGAAGGUGGAAUUUGUUACUAUAGAUGGUGGUAAUCUUAUGUCUAUUUGCAAGGGCAGGGAUUCUGAAGGUGAUGUUGAGAUUGGCUUGGCAAUGCCUAGAACUAAAAUGGAUGCUUUUUCUACCAUCUUUGCUGAUGGUCUUAGAAACUUCUAGGGUUUUUCGGAGUUCCUUUUGUCCCCAAUGUUCUAGAAAAAAAAAUCUUUGUUUCCUAUUACAAUUUUCAAAUUCUGCUAAUUUAGACGCUCAGAAUUGUUUUCUCUUUGAAAUUAUAUGAAUUGUUCUAGCAUUGGCCUCCAGAAAUUGAGUGAUGUGGAUUGUUAGUUGUCUCAAUGUUAAAAGGAAAAAAAAGUAAAAUGUGUUUAUCCUAAUAUAUUAGGGGGGGUGGCUGUGGAUAUGAACCUAACACUUGAGUCCUUAAGUUCUGUUUAGCAUUCAGAUACAUAGUAGAUAGAUAUCACUUGGAAAGCCACCUAACACCAUUCACACAUCAUCCAGUGUAUUAGUAUAGCUGGCAUGGCCCUACCAAAA
Messenger RNA from Ipomoea triloba (trilobed morning glory), 2251 nucleotides. Its product is annotated as phenolic glucoside malonyltransferase 1-like. The transcript has a single exon. NCBI's taxonomy places the organism in Eukaryota, Viridiplantae, Streptophyta, Magnoliopsida, Solanales, Convolvulaceae. The coding region runs from base 506 to 1876 and encodes 456 amino acids. The record is from RefSeq and is a predicted model, not a curated record.